AUGGAGAUUACCAUUGACUUUUCAUUAUCAGUUAAUGGUGCACCACUUCGUUUCAUAGGGGAACUAUGGCUCGACCAAGUUUGGCUUAAUCCCACUUCAACAGAGUCUGCUUACCCACUCUUUCCAGAGACCGUAAGGGAAUGGACUGGAUUCUUUCAAGGUGUAGGACUUACAGUUGCCAGUUCAAUUUUUGUCAUUCCAGGAGGACAGAUCCCCAUAUGCUCAACUGAAGAACUCAAUCUUAGAGUCAAAGGUGAUGCAAAAAUUCGUAUGUAUUACAAUAUUUUAUCGCCUAUCAACAAAUUAUUAGUAAGAUCACAAGGACUACAAGGAAUAUUUUGCGAGACACUCACUGGAUUUUUAGGCCUUUCUGAUCAUGUCUUAUGCACUAAUAAUUUCACAGUAGCCAAAAUGCCUGUGGAAAUGAAAAUGUGUCACAAUCUGAAUUUAAGAGGUUAUAAUCUCUGGGAAGUUUGUCGAAAUGUUGACCGGGAUCAAAUAAGGAAUAGGGAUCUUAAUUUUAAAUUUAAGAAAAGGAUCUUAUCGCAGGUGUUUUGCGCAAUGGCCUGUAAUGGCCUUCAUUACGGCAUCUUAUCAAAUUAUAGCGAUACAUACUUUCACAAGCGAGAUGAAGCAAGUUCAACCACUUUGUAUGUUACCUGUGUUGUUCAACCUAAUGAUGUUAAUUUAACUUUACGCGAAUGCGUGUACUACAUCAGUCGAUUAGCUUUUACUGAUAAUGCCAAUAAUAGAUUGAGUCAUAUUACGCUUGAUAAUAUAUCAUCUAGUGACUCUGAUGAUGAUGACCCUAAUAAGAUCGGUGGAAAUGCUAUUCCACCUUUGUCCUAUGAAGGUUAUGUUUAUGAUAGGUAUUUUUAUGCAUUGGCAUUACAGCUAGUGGAAGAUGCUCGUCAUAUUGAUCCCACAAGAAAUAUUCUCUUUGAGCCAAGAAGUCGCCAUUUCUUUUUUGUUGAUCUUGGCCUAAGUGAGUUCGUUGGUACUGGAUCACUAAAGUUGCGCAAGGAGGAAAAGAGAUUAAAAAAAUUGUUACAACUGAGACCAUCUAGAUUAAUACAGAUUAGCCUUUUCGCUCAAAAAUGUAAUAAUUUAUGA
Molecule: messenger RNA, 1113 nt
Organism: Funneliformis mosseae
Lineage: Eukaryota; Fungi; Glomeromycota; Glomeromycetes; Glomerales; Glomeraceae
Source: the annotation of a GenBank genome assembly